GAGGCUACAACAAAGGCUUCGAAAACAUGACCAUCAGCCUCGGAGACCACGACCUCACCACGAAGAACGACACAGAGAACGUUGCCCUUAAGGUGAAAUACAUCGACUGGAACCUUCAUUAUCACGCGCACAGAAUCUACAAUGACAUCGCGAUCUUAGAACUCGAGGAACCUGUGAUCUUCCGAGAUGGAAUUAGCGCUGUUAAGCUGCCGACUGACCUGGACGAUCAGUUCGAGGGCCAGAACGCCACGCUCACAGGCUGGGGGAGGCACAAACUGAAGAGUUACGAGACCAGUCCUGUGCUGAAGGAGUACACGGCGCCCUUGGUGGAUAUCGACGAGUGCAUAGAGGCGUGGGAGCCGCAUCCUUCGCUCACUCCUCGGCUCUCCAAUGUGUGCCUGAAUGUGACUUGGGGCGCGCCGUGUCACGGUGACUCAGGCAAGCCCCUAGUGACGUGCUCAGGCCUGCAGUGUACCCAGAUCGGAGUCAUGAGCUUCGGAUCUCCCUCAUGCGAGAACGUGGGUCUUCCCGAAGUGUUUCACUCGGGUUACUUCCUUUCAAGCCGUGUGGAUCGACAUGAACCAGUUACAACUUACGGGGGGAUGCCCCUCAUUGAGUUGUUAAACUUGGGAUCGCCAGUUGGAGAUCUUAGAAGGCUCCUAUCCUAG
Penaeus monodon (black tiger shrimp) is the source of this 668-nucleotide messenger RNA. Its product is annotated as chymotrypsinogen B-like. Gene Ontology annotation, molecular function: serine-type endopeptidase activity. Gene Ontology annotation, biological process: proteolysis. The transcript is spliced from 5 exons. NCBI's taxonomy places the organism in Eukaryota, Metazoa, Arthropoda, Malacostraca, Decapoda, Penaeidae. The record is from RefSeq and is a predicted model, not a curated record. The coding region runs from base 27 to 668 and encodes 213 amino acids.